Rotaria socialis is the source of this 873-nucleotide messenger RNA. Lineage: Eukaryota; Metazoa; Rotifera; Eurotatoria; Philodinida; Philodinidae. The record is from the annotation of a GenBank genome assembly.
GCCCAUUCACCGUAUUUGCUCCUAAUGAUGCAGCCUUCAACAAACUACCAGACGGAGUUGUUGCUGACUUAGUUAAACCGGAAAACAAAGCAACAUUAAGCAAAAUCUUGCAAUAUCAUGUUACUGCCCAAAAUCUAACAUCUACUGCUAUCCUAGCAAUGGCUCUGCCAAUUAAUUUGACUAUGUUAACUAGCAGUAACACCAUAGUAAGCAAAAAUGGAGCCAAUCUGAAAGUUAAUGAUGGCGUUGUCGUUAAACCUGAUGUUUAUGCUACAAAUGGUAUAAUUCAUGUUCUGGAUUCAGUUAUUCUACCAGCCCUUGAUAUCGUCGAAACGGCUGUUACAAAUGGAGCAUUCAAGACUUUAGUUACAGCUAUUCGAGCUGCUGGACUUGAAGCAACACUCAAAGGUACAGGUCCAUUUACAGUCUUUGCUCCUACCGAUGCAGCUUUCAAUAAGCUACCACCUGGAACUGUCGCCGACUUACUCAAACCUGAAAACAAAGAUAAAUUAGUUCGAAUUCUUCAGUACCAUGUUCUAGGCGGAAGAGUAUCGUCUGCUGAUAUCAAUGGUAUGACUCUACCUGUACAAGUAAAUACUGUUGCAAAUGUUCAAGUAAUUGUAGACAAAAAUGGGAAUGCUAUUAAAGUAAAUGGUGCCACAGUUACUACAAUUGAUGUUUCUAACACAAAUGGUUUAAUUCAUGUUAUUGAUCAAGUUCUUCUACCUCCAACAGACAUUGUUCAAACUGCCACUGAUCAAAAGUUCACUACUUUAGUUACUGCUAUAACCGCUGCUGAUCUUGUAACAGCACUCAAAGGUACAGGUCCAUUAACAGUCUUUGCUCCUACAGAUGCAGCAUUCAAAAAGCUAC